Messenger RNA from Pollicipes pollicipes, 5558 nucleotides. RefSeq names its product Golgi-specific brefeldin A-resistance guanine nucleotide exchange factor 1-like. NCBI's taxonomy places the organism in Eukaryota, Metazoa, Arthropoda, Thecostraca, Pollicipedomorpha, Pollicipedidae. Gene Ontology annotation, molecular function: guanyl-nucleotide exchange factor activity. Gene Ontology annotation, biological process: regulation of ARF protein signal transduction. The record is from RefSeq and is a predicted model, not a curated record.
GGCCAAGCUAACUGAAAUUUUGGACACCUUGACUGUACUUCUUACACGCAUGAGGCCAUUUUUUAUUCAUCAUUUGUGAAAGUUGGUGGUCGUAAGCGGUUGAAAUCGGUGUUGCAGACUAGGGCAUCACCAUGAGGCCGCCCGGCAACAUCCUGUACAUCAUUCAGGGCGAGAUGAGCAUACUGCUGACGGCUAUGCGCCGCGGGCCCCGCUGGUCCAACUACGGGCAUGCGCAGGACGAGAGCCAGGACAACCUGCUGAAGGCGUUCGCCGAGCUCAAGGUCAUUCUGAGCCACACGGAGAACUGGGACGACCUGGACCCGAGCACCGUCUUCACGCCGUUCCUGAACGUGAUCCGACAAACGACACGCCCGGCCCCAGUGACGGGGCUGGCGCUGGCCGCCGUCAACAAGCUGCUCUCCUACCACGUCAUCGACCCGAGCCUGGAGUCGGCGCCGGCCGUGAUGGAGAGUAUCGCCGACGCCGUCACCCACGCGCGGUUCGUCGGCACGGAGACGUCCUCUGACGAGGUGGUGCUCGUCAAGAUACUGCAGGUGCUGCGGACUCUGCUGAUGAUUCCGGCCGGCUUUCUGCUUUCCAACGAGUCCGUCUGCGAGAUCAUGCAGAGCUGCUUCCGGCUGUGCUUCGAGCCUCGUCUCAGCGAGCUGCUGCGGCGGUCCGCCGAGCACAUCCUGACCGACCUGACCCAGCUGCUGUUCACCCGGCUGGCGGACAUGGCUGAGGACGAACAGGCGUCCACCCUCUCGCGGAAGCUGAAGAUGCGCUCCGGCGGGCUGGACGGCCGCGGCAAGAAGAAGGGCAAGUUUCCGCGGCUCAAGUACCGCCGCCGCCAGGAGUCCAAGGACAGGUCCAGAGACGGCAAAGAGGGCAGCAGCGGGCCACGGAAGCCGGACAGCAUCCCGCUGGAGGCGACGGAGCCGCCGGCGGCGCCGGCCGACCCGCCGGAGGAGCCCGGCCAGCCCGACCCGGUCCCCAACGGCGGCGCGCCGCUGGCCACCACGCCGUCGGCGCCGAAGGGAGCCGUGGUCGACCUGAACCACCUGGACCGGGUGCGCGGCCCGCCGCCGACGGAGCGGGCCGCCGAGGAGGCCGAGCGCGCCGGCGGCCAGGAGGAGGCCGGCGGCGCGGCCGGCGCGACGGCCGAGGACGCCGAGUCAGUGGACGGCGCCGACUCGGCUAGUCUGCCGGACGGACAGACGGAAGAGCCGCUCGCCACGGAGGCGGCGCCGCCGGCCGCACCCGGCUCUGACGUCACCGGAUCAGAGUCGACCGAACCGGCACCCGGUACCGAGGGCGAGCCCGCCUGCUCUCUGGACGGCGCGGCCGGCUCCAGGGCCGCCUCCGAGCCGCCGGCCGACGAGGCCGACGACGAGCCGCGCGAGAACCCGCAGGGCGUCAAGUUCACCGGCAGGGGCAGGGGCGCCGGCCCGCUGGUGCCGUAUGGCCUGCCCUGCGUACGCGAGGUGCUCAACUUCUUCGCGUCGCUGACCAGCCCUUUGGACCGCAACAACUCGGACUUCAUGAUCCACUGUGGCCUCGGCCUUCUUGCCGUUGCCAUGGAGACGGGCGCCGAGCACAUGGCUCGCCUGCCGUCUCUCAUCGCCCUGGUUCGGGACGACAUCUGCCGUAACCUGUUCUCGCUGCUGAACUCGGAGCGGCUCUCCAUCUUCUCCGCCUCGCUGCGCGUCUGUCUGCUGCUGUUCGAGUCGCUGCGCGCCCAGACCAAGUUCCAGCUGGAGAUGUACAUCACGCGACUCACCGAUAUCGUCGUCUCCGAGAACCCACGCACCGCUUACGAGCAGAAGGAGAUGGCGCUCGACGCGCUGGUCCAGCUGUGGAAGAUCCCCGGCCUGGUGACGGAGCUCUACCUCAACUACGACUGCGACCCCUACUGCUCCAACCUGUUCGAAGACGUCACCAAGCUGCUGUCCAAGAACGCGUUCCCCGUGCAGGGCCUGUACUCGACCCACCUGCUGUCGCUGGACGCGCUGCUGACCGUGGUGGACUCUAUCGAGCAUCAGUGCCACACGCGGAUACACUCGGAGCGGCGGGAGCGAGCAGAGGCGCACCCAGGCGAGGCGGCGGCGGCGACGGCCAGCCCCGCCCCCGGUUACGACUAUCCGGCGUCCGGCUAUCUGAUUGGCUGCAGCCAGCAACGGGCGCCGCCCACCGCUGACGCGGCGGCCGGCCAUUGGUCGGGCCGCCGCGCACCGUCCGACCAGGAGGUGCCUACGCACGAGGAACUCAUGGCCGUCAAGCACCGCAAGAAGCUGCUGUCGUCCGGCACGGAGCACUUCAACGUCAAGCCGGCCAAGGGCAUCCAGUUUCUGCAGGAUAACGGCCUGCUCUCGACGCCGCUGGUGCCCACCGAGGUGGUCACGUUCAUCAAGGAGAACCCUCGCCUGGACAAGAAGAUGAUUGGAGAGUACAUCAGCAAGCGAAAUAACCUGGCCGUGCUCGACGCGUUUGUCAAGUCGUUUGACUUUGGCGGCCUGCGGGUGGACGAGUCGCUGCGGCUGUACCUGGAGACGUUCCGCCUGCCGGGAGAGGCGCCCGUCAUCUCGCUGCUCAUGGAGCACUUCGCCGACCACUGGCACAAAUCUAACGACGAGCCGUUCGCCAACGCCGACGCCGCCUUCACGUUGGCGUACGCCAUCAUCAUGCUGAACGUGGACCAGCACAACCACAACGUGCGGAAGAACACGGUGCCCAUGACGCGCGAGGACUUCAAGCGCAACCUCAAGAAGGUUAACGGCGGCAGCGACUUCAACCAGGAGAUGCUGGACGAGAUCUACACGGCCAUCAAGUCGGACGAGAUCGUGAUGCCGGCCGAGCAGACCGGCCUCGUGCGCGAAAACUACCUGUGGAAGGUGCUGCUGCGGCGCGGCGCGGCGCGCGAGGGCGGCUACGUGCGCGCCAGCAGCGGCCUGUUCGACCACGACCUGUUCUCGCUGAGCUGGGGACCGACCGUGGCGGCGCUCAGCUUCGUGUUCGACCGCUCCACCGACGACAUGAUCGUCCAGAAGGCUAUCGGCGGCUUCAGGAAGUGCGCCAUGAUCGCCGCUCACUACGGCAUGUCGGACGUGUACGACAACCUGGUGAUCUCGCUGUGCAAAUUCACCACGCUCGGAAACAGCGCUGAGAGCCCGGAGAGCCUGGUGCUGUCGUUCGGCGCCAACACGAAGGCCCAGCUGGCGGCCCGCACCGUCUUCACGCUGACGCACCGGCACGCGGACAUACUGCGCGACGGCUGGCGCAACCUGCUGGACUGUCUGCUGCAGCUGUACCGCUGCCGCCUGCUGUCGACGGAGGUCACCGAGGCGGAGGACUUCCUGAGCCGGACGGGCCGGGUCAGCCUGCUGCGGGAGCCGGCGGCCGUCACACAGCGGCCGGAGACCAGCCUGCUCAGCUCGCUGUACUCGUACAUCGCGCUCGGCACAGAGUCUCAGGUGGCCAAGCAGCCGUCGCCGGAGGACGUGGAGCACAAGGCGCGCGCUCAGCGCGUCAUCCGCGAGUGUCACCCGGAGCUGCUCGUCACCGAGUCCAAGUUCCUGCGCAUGGACUCGCUGCACGAGCUGGUCAAGGCCCUGAUCCUGGCCAGCCACGGCCCGGACGGCCCCGCGCAGGGCUCCAGCUUCGACGAGGACUCGGCCUCGUUCUUCCUCGAGAUCCUCAUCAAGGUGGUCAUCCAGAACCGGGACCGCGCGGCGCCGCUGUGGCAGUCGGUGCGCAACCACAUCUACUCGGUGGUGAUGUCGGCGUCGGCGUCACACCACAGCCAGCUGAUGGAGCGCGGCAUGGUGGGCCUCAUCAGACUGGUCAUCCGGCUGGUGCGGCGCGAGGAGCUCACCUGCCAGGUGCUGCAGUCGCUGCGCAUGCUGCUGCUGCUGCGCGGUAGCUGCUUGCAGCAGGUGAGCCGGCAGGCGACAGCCGGCCUGCACCAGCUGCUGCGGACGGCCGCCGGCUCGGUGACGGCCGCCGCCGACUGGGCCGUGCUCUUCACGCUGCUGGAGUGCGUGGGCGCCGGCGCCCGGCCGCCGGCCGUGGUGGCUGGCGAGGCGGUGCCGGCGGAGGCGCAAGCCGUCUCCGACACGGAGCAGGUGGCCAGCGACGGCACGCAAGACUCGGGUAACGCGUCGGACAAGUGCUACAGCGACUCGGAGCUGUACGAGCCAAGAGGUCAGCAGCCGGGCCUCCGGCCGCAGGGAGCACCAUUCCACAGCAUGUCGGAGCUGUCGGGUCGCGUGGCCUCCGAGCAGACCCGGCCCGCCGGCACCGGCGGCUGGAUCCUGGUCAGUAGCCGGUGGGCCGCGGAGGGUGAGAUCGAGCCGCUGCAGAUGCGCGCACUGCCCGUCAACCAGUUCAACAUCACGCACGACCGGGAGGUGCUCUUCCACGACCCGGUGUCGUUCGCCAAGGCGGCCGACAGUCUGGCCUUCCUGAUCCGCGACGCCGCCUACAUCACGGCCGACAACUUCCAGCCGUGCGUCCAGUGUCUGCGCACGUUCGUGGAGGCUGGGCUGCAGGCGCGUCUGGCGGCUAACAGGCCGGCGCCGUCAGCUGGGCCGGGCCGUAAGAGGCGCGGCCGCCGCCGGGACGAGGGCCGCCCCCCGCCGGCCGCCGCCGCCGCCGCCACCACCGCCCGCAACUACGACGCCGACGAGAGCGACUCGGAGGCCGAGCUGCCGGCCGGCUACCACCAGAUCGCCAUACAGCUGCUGGACCUGAUGCACACGCUGCACACGCGGGCGGCCCACAUCUUCGGCUGGUUCAGCGAGCCCAGCCGCCGCGGUCAGCUGGACAGCCUGUGGGAGGGAGGCUGGUGCCCGCUGCUGCAGGGCAUCGCACGCCUAUGCUGCGACCCCCGGCGCCAGGUGCGAGCCAGCGCCGUGACCUACUUGCAGCGCUCUCUGCUGGUGCACGACCUGCAGGCGCUGGCGCCAACUGAGUGGGAGGCCUGCUUCCACAAGGUGCUGUUCCCGCUGCUGGCGAAGCUGCUGGAGCCGUCGCCGGCGGCGGGGCUGGAGGAGACGCGGAUGCGGGCAGCCACGCUGCUGUGUAAGGUGUUCCUGCAGCACCUGACGCCGCUGCUGUCGCUGCCCACCUUCACGGCGCUCUGGCUCACCAUCCUCGACUUCAUGGACAAGUACCUGCACGCCGACCGGGCCGACCUGCUGCACGAGGCGAUCCCGGAGUCGAUGAAGAACAUGCUGCUGGUGAUGGAGACGGCCGGCAUCUUCCACACGUCGGAGGGCUUCACCCAGCUCUGGGCCAUCACCUGGGACCGCAUCGACACCUUCCUGCCGACGCUGCGCGAGGAAGUCUUCAGGAACCACCCGCCCAACGAGAUCAAGACGACCGCGAGCGGAGCUGACCUGAGGUCACCGGGCGCCGAGCCGCAGCCGACCGUGGCGCCCAGUAUGAGGGAGGUGCGGCCGGCCAGCCCGCUGCACCACGAGGAGCUGGUGCCGCCGGCGCCGGCCGUGGUGCUACACUCCCGCCGUGCCUUUGGUGAUGCUUCCCACCUACUCUCCUGA